Molecule: messenger RNA, 2270 nt
Organism: Macrobrachium nipponense
Lineage: Eukaryota; Metazoa; Arthropoda; Malacostraca; Decapoda; Palaemonidae
Gene: Mp20
Product: muscle-specific protein 20-like
Exons: 5
Coding region: 148-699 (183 amino acids)
Biological process (GO): actin filament organization
Cellular component (GO): actin cytoskeleton
Molecular function (GO): actin filament binding
Source: RefSeq, a predicted model, not a curated record
UGACCACCUUUCAGCCUCCACACGUACACCAUCUUCCAGCGUGUGUGGUGCUCGUAGGAGCGCGAGUAGUGUGUGUGGACUUAACUCAGGCGACUGCACGUCGAAGUUCGAAUCCCCCACCCCACCCAACCAACCAACCAGAGGAAGAUGUCCCUCCAACGUCAGGUCAUGGCCAAGAUGCUUGGCAAACGGGACGAAGGUAUGGAAAAGGAGGCAAUCGAGUGGAUCUUCACUGUCCUCGGGGAACCACAGCCUCAAGGAGCUUUCGAGGACAUCCUUCGUGAUGGCCAGGUGCUCUGCCGACUCAUGAACAAGCUGUGUCCAGGAUGCAUCCCAAAAAUUAAUACCUCUGGUGGAGACUUCAAGAUGAUGGAGAACAUCAACAAGUUCUCCGAUGCCAUGAGGAAAUACGGAGUGCCAAUCGUGGACAUGUUCCAGACUGCCGACUUGUACGAGAAGAAGGACAUCGGGACUGUAGUCAACGCCAUCCACGCUCUGGGACGCACGACCUACCAGCACCCAGAAUGGGCCGGCCCUUGGUUGGGGCCACGCCCUGCUGAGGAGCACAAGAGGGAGUUCUCCGAGGAGGUCCUGGCCGCUGGGAGGGCCCACAUAGGCCUGCAAGCUGGCACCAACAAGGGCGCGUCCCAGGCUGGCGACACAACGGGCGCCCAGAGGAGGGUCAUCCUCGGGAAGUAAGAGAGGGCGCCUUCAGAAGAACAACAAGAAGAAGAAGAGGAGGAAGAGGUCAAGUUUAAAUUCUUUCGGCCUACUCGAAGAUUUCAGAGAUGAAAUUCUUAAUUUCGAAUGUUACACAUUUCAGGUAUAGAUCUUUAGGCCUACUUGAAAUCUUCAAGUUAAAAUUGUUAAUUCCAAAGGUUAAUCAUUUCAGGUAGAUUCCUUUAAAUGACUAGAUGUCUUCAAGAUAAAAUUGUUAAUUUCAGGUAGAGUCUUUAGGCCUACUCGAAGAUUUCAAAAUUAAAUUGGUUAGUUCCAAAGGUUGAUAAUUUCAAGUAAAUGCCUUUAAAUUACUAGAUAUCUUCGAGAUACAAUUCUUAAUUCCAAAGGUUAAUCAUUUCAGGUAGAUUCCUUAUGCCUACUCGAAGACUGUAAGAUAAAGUAGUUCGUUUCAAAAGUUGAUGACCUUAGACUAUACGUUCAAAAGAUAUUGUUAAUUUAAUUCUAAAUUCAGAAAACAAUGAUCAAUUAAUUUUCGAGUUUAUUAAUGCCAUUAUUAUUCGCGUUCUGACUUCCUAAUUGAAGAAUUGAAGAAAUGAAUUCUUGAUAAUAUUAAGACUGAAUUAUUGGUACGUGUCAUUUUAAAAGCUGCCUACGACGAGUGGGAUCAGUCUUGUCGUCAAAUCAGAGAAAACAUUCACUUCCUAACGCUUUUGAUAACAGUAGCUAUACUUCUGUACUUGAUACUAAUAGAAGCUUCCUAAACACUCGAUAGUUAACUUGGUUAAAAAAAGAAAACGAAGAAGUGAUUUCAUGAUUCUCGAAACAUAAAAAUACGAGUUGCGUCUUCCCUAACAUCUUUCUCCUAAUUAACAAAAGCUCUUUUUUUGCAUCUGAUCAAUUCCGAACGUACUAACAGCUACUGUAAUCACCUCGUAACCAUCUGAAGUAACCAAUUUUGACAACAUUGAAGUAUAUAACCAAUUUUGAUGGACAACUUUUAGUUUAACGAGUGUCAACAGCGCCUAACAACCAGUAACGAACUUAACAGCUAUUUAUGGAGUCGUAAUAUCUGUGCGGAGUUCCUUCCCUUACGCAAUUACUAAUCACCUAUACUAAAAGGAUACUGACCAGUAAAAGCGAUAACUGACCACUAAUAUGUCGUCACGUUAGCAUCAAUCUACCGACUACUAACAAGAUUAUUACUAUUAAUACGAGCACAAACGCCAAGCCAAAAAAUGACCUCAAUGAAAUUGCAACACAGCUGAUAGAAGAUCCCACUGAAACCGAAGACGAGUAACAAUGAUUUAUUCAGAGUUGAUUCACCGACCACCACUUACCUAUCUGGAGUGGUAGCGUAGCGCUAUUCAGUUUCCUCUUAAUCAGAAAUCAGGAUUAGAGUCAUUGAUGCUUAUAUAUAUAUAUACUAUAAAACCACCAGCUGGAUUCGGUCGACUCUCCACGUUAAAUCGCCAAAGGAAAUGAAUGAAUUCGCAAAUACAAAAGCAGUUGCUCCUCUUCUGAAGAACAAACGCUCCCUGAAUUGGAUGUGGCAUUGGAUGUGUUUCGAUCAAUAAAUGUUUCAAAAACGA